GAGAGAACGAGAGAGAGAGAGAGAGAGAGAGAGAGAGGAACUUGAGAGUUGUCGUCAGUUUAAGCCAGUCUUCAGUGAGAGAGCAGGGAGAGUGGAUCAUGCAGCUGAUAAACCUUCUCUUUAACCAUCAUCAUCAUCAUCAUCACAUGACUCCCACUCAGUCCAGUGAUGUCAGCCAACAACAGCUCUUCAUGGACCUCAUCUUCAGCAUCAGAGGAUCAGGACUACACCUGUGUUCGCUUCUACGUCUCCACCGCUUCCUUCUCUGUCCUCCUCUUCUUCAACCUCAUCAUCAACUGGACCAUUGUGGGUGAGGAGCGCCUCAGGACCUGUGCUCGGUACGUCCUGGUGUUCCACCUGCUGGUAUCAGCACUCAUCUACCUGGGCAUGAGCAGCGUCUUCUACUACCAGAUCCACCUCGUCUCUCGACCAGGACGCAGCACCUGCCUUUUCAUGGUCACAGUUCUCAUUAGCAGCGCCUCUAACACCCUCCUCACCCUCACCGUCAUGGCAGUGGACCGAUACUGUGCCGUGUGUCACCCAAUGCGCUACAGCGCCACCUGCACACCGGGCCACUGGCCUUGGCUUCUGGGCCUCCUCACUUGGCUCCUGGCCCUCCUUAUUCCACUCAGCCUGCUCCUGCAGCCAGACUCCUACUCCCAACACGAAGAGCACUGUGGGCCGGAUCAGCUGAGAGUCGGAGUGCCGCAGAAGAUGGUGUUCAUCAGUUGCUGCACGGCUCUGAUUUUGUACACCUACGUGCGGAUACUGAUGGAGGGCCGCAGGUUGGGGGUCCUCAAUAGGCGCAACCGCACUGGCCGCAGAACCAUUGCCUUGCACGGCACCCAGCUGGGGGUGUACAUCCUCCCCAACUUUGUCAACUUUGGUUUGACCACCCUACACCAACACGGACUGAUCCAGAGCCAGACCAAGGAGCUGUCGGCUGUGGUCAACUUCGCCUUCUUCAGUUUAGCCCAGUGCGUUGCGCCAAUUGUCUACGGUUUGCACAAACAAGAGCUGAUGGAUCAGCUCAGUCAAAGGUUCCCCUGCUGUUCCAGGUACUUGAAGAACGUCCUGGGCUGGACCAUGAGGGCCAGUUGGCAGUAUCCACAACACAGACAAAGAGAGAGAACGUUGACAGCCGUAACCAUCAUCUCCCAGGAGGUUCCUCAGACCCUUGCUGAGGAACAAGAGACCAGACCAGACUCAGACAGCACUUCCUCACAGGACUCACACUCAGGUCAAGGUGAUACGAACAAUGAAGGAUCAACAUGAGUAUUGCUGAAUACAAGACCCUGUAACGGAGGUUUACAGCCGAACUGAUUUUGGAUGGUUUUCAUGGUUUUUGACCUCUUCUACCAUCAAGAAAAGACACACUCACACGUGGAUUCUCAGACAGUGUGACUUCUGGAGGAUUGCCUAGUAUCCUAAAUGUGAACUUUUGCUUUUUUCUGGCUGGUCCAGAGUUUUUGAACCUCAGAAUUUCUGCACAUAGACAACAUAGAGUCUGAGUCAUUUGAAUGCAGUGGAAGAUUCUCACGUGUGCGUACACAUAUGCAAAGGUCUGGCUAUUAAAGCUCUGGUCUCGUU
Cynoglossus semilaevis (tongue sole) is the source of this 1590-nucleotide messenger RNA. RefSeq names its product olfactory receptor 2M3. Gene Ontology annotation, cellular component: membrane. Lineage: Eukaryota; Metazoa; Chordata; Actinopteri; Pleuronectiformes; Cynoglossidae. The record is from RefSeq and is a predicted model, not a curated record. The coding region runs from base 169 to 1275 and encodes 368 amino acids. The transcript has 2 exons. Gene Ontology annotation, biological process: detection of chemical stimulus involved in sensory perception of smell; G protein-coupled receptor signaling pathway. Gene Ontology annotation, molecular function: G protein-coupled receptor activity; odorant binding; olfactory receptor activity.